AUGGCGGGACAGUCCAAGCGGACGAAAGCACCAGCGCCUAUGGAGUUCCCGCGACCCACGGCUGCUCAAAUCGUCCCCCCACCAACAGCUCAUAUGGUUCCGCUGCCGCCCAUGUUUGUUCCUGGAGCCUGGUUACCCCCACGACCACCACAGUCCAUGGCGGACUCCUCCCCACCAUGCCGGAUCGCUGGGGUACAGCCACCAAGUACGACUGGUUCGAAGACUCAAGUUCUCGUGUGGACUGAACCCAUGGCUGAGAAUCUUGAGGAUAAUGAUCUGCAAGCAUGGGGAUUCGAUUUUCAUCCACAUGGUGGUUUCCUUAAUUUGAUUAAUAAUACAUCAAGCCAUGCAAAAGCCAGAAAUAAUUGGAGUUCAUUGCAGCCAAUCAAUGGUAGCAAUGAAAACAGUGGUGGCGAUUGCACUAGAACUGAAAAGCGUUUGACAUGGACAAAACAAGAGGAUCUAAGAUUGGUCAGUGCUUGGUUGCAAAAUUCAAAUGAUCCAAUCCAAUCAAAUUAUAGGAAGAACGACCAGUAUUGGAAAGAUGUUGCUGCCGUCUACAACAGUACCACCCCAAAAAACAGAGAAAGACAAGUAAAGCAAGUGAAGGAUCGAUUUGCUAAAAUAAAGAAAAAGGUUGCAUGGUUUUGUGGGAGCUAUAGGGAGGCUGAGGCUUUGUAUGCUAAUGGUGAAAAUGAUGCAGAUUUAAAGAAGAGAGCGAUCCAAACUUAUGAGGAGGAUCACAAAGAUGAUGGUCCAUUUAUGUUCGAGCAUUGUUGGGAGGUUCUUAAAAAGCAACCAAAAUGGGACACGUAUUUGGAACGCCUAGAAGAUUUGGAGUCGGGCAAGAGGAAGUUUGCUGUUGAUGAUGAAGUGGGAAAGCAUUUCACUCUCGAUGAUGUUCAAGAUGAACGACCACCAGGUGGCAAGCAAGCUAAGGGGAAACCGAAACGGAAAAGAAAUGAUGAAGGUUGUAUAAUAGAUCUUGAAGAUGAGCUUAGCAAGUUUGUAGAAGCUCAGACUGCAGCAAAUGAAGGCCGCAAAGAAAUGUUAGAGACACAAAGGCGUGUGUCGAGUGAGAAUCUGGAAGCUCGGAAGCUUGCAUGCCUUGCGGCAAAAGAUCACAAGGAGUCAGUCAUGCUAGAAACGUAUCGCUCAUUGAUGAUGCAAGACAUGACUGGGAUGUCCGAAGACGUGAGAUCUGAGCAUGUGUUGGCACUGAAGUGUUUCAGGGAGAAGCUGUUUGAAAAAACUGACUAAUGUAUUGCCUACUUUUUGGUAACAUACAAGUUACAUUAUUCUCUGCUAGAAAUAUUAAUAGAGUACAAAUAGAAGUUGUAGUUGAGAGUCAAAUUUCAAUUAACUGCAUGCAGUCCAGAUAACCAUGCAGUCCAGAUAACCAUGUUGAAAUUGUAGUCCAGAUAACUAAGUUGAAAUUGUAGUCAA
Hordeum vulgare subsp. vulgare (domesticated barley) is the source of this 1446-nucleotide messenger RNA. RefSeq lists its product as uncharacterized. The coding region runs from base 1 to 1260 and encodes 419 amino acids. The record is from RefSeq and is a predicted model, not a curated record. The transcript has 3 exons. Lineage: Eukaryota; Viridiplantae; Streptophyta; Magnoliopsida; Poales; Poaceae.